UCAAAUCAUUCACUCUCGGUAACAUUUGUUCCCCAACAAUCCCCAUUUCCCAAUUCUUCAACACAUGCAUGGAUCUUCACCACAACCGAUAGGUUAGCUUCUCAAAACCCAACAAUGUUGCACGAGCUUCUGCUAGCGUUACUGGGCUACACCGGCGACUUAAUCAUCGACCGGAGGGACCAACUCUCCGCCGAAAGCCCCAUCUCCGAUGAAUGCACUUUCAUGCUCGCUCCCGACAUAUCUUUUAUCGACCCAAGCGAUAGGGAACUUAUUGAGAGGAUCAUCGCGUUGGGAUUUUAUUAUAGGGAGCUGGAGCGAUUUUCAGCCAAGUCUAGGAAUUUAAGUUGGAUAAGGUCUGAAAAUGCCAACUCUUUGGAAAAAAGGGAGAAGCACAGUGUUUAUCGUAGGGCCCUAGCCAAUGGCAUCGUUGAGAUACUCUCAGUUUAUAGGUCUUCGGUUCUUCAUAUUGAGCAGAAGUUGUUGUCUGAAACCAUGCCCAUCUUGGCAACAGUUACUCAAGGCCUUCACAAGUUUUUUUCCCUUUUGCCACCUUUAUAUGAGCUCAUCCUAGAGAUUGAGCGUGAUGAUAUUCGUGGGGGUCAACUUCUUAAUCUUCUGCAUAAAAGAUGCCACUGUGGAGUGCCUGAAUUACAGACUUGCAUUCAAAGGCUUCUUUGGCAUGGGCAUCAGGUCAUGUAUAACCAGCUUGCAUCGUGGAUGGUUUAUGGGAUUCUUCAAGACAAGCACGGAGAGUUUUUCAUUAGGAGGCAAGAAGAUAGAUAUGUAGAGAAUAGCUCAUCUCAUCCAGACAUCUCUGAAAAGUUGGCGCGCUUGUCGACUGAUGAUGCAUCCUUAACUGAUUGGCACCUGGGCUUCCAUAUUUCUUUGGAUAUGCUGCCAGAAUAUAUUCCUAUGCGUGUUGCAGAAUCAAUUCUUUUUGCUGGCAAAGCUGUCCGGGUUCUACGGAAUCCAAGUCCUUCCUUCCAGUCUGGGGAUGCUGUGUAUCCUCAAAUGCCUAAAAGCUUUCAGAAAAUGCAUGGAUUAGCAGGGCGUUUUCAUUUUCAGAGAGAGCCUGUAAUUAAUACAGGAACAGGAGGGGAAGAUUUGCUUCCACAAUCUGAGGCCGACAAGAUUGAAGCAAUGCUUCUGGACCUAAAGGAAUCAUCUGAAUUUCAUAAAAGAUCCUUUGAAUGUGCUGUUGACUCUAUUCAGGCUAUUGCAGCUAGCCAUCUCUGGCAGCUUGUGGUUGUACGUGCUGACUUGAAUGGCCACCUGAAGGUCCUGAAAGACUAUUUUCUUUUGGCAAAAGGAGAUUUCUUCCAGUGCUUCCUUGAGGAAAGUCGUCAGUUAAUGCGAUUGCCACCACGCCAGUCAACUGCUGAAGCUGAUCUUAUGGUUCCAUUUCAACUGGCUGCAUUAAAAACUAUCGGUGAAGAAGACAAAUAUUUCUCUAAGGUGUCCUUGCGGAUGCCAUCUUUUGGAAUUGCAGUUAAAUCUUCCCAAUUAGAUUUACCAAAGGCAACCUCUUCCGCAGAUGGUAGCUCUGGUGCUUCGCUUUCAAAUGCUUCUUCAGAAAUGUCACUUGAUGGUUGGGAUGGUAUAGCUCUUGAGUAUUCUGUUGAUUGGCCUUUGCAUUUGUUCUUUACCCAAGAAGUCCUCUCUAAGUACCUCAGAGUAUUCCAAUACUUACUGCGGCUGAAACGAACGCAAAUGGAGUUGGAGAAAUUAUGGGCAUCUGUAAUGCACCAAUAUCACAGUGAUUUUGCCAAACACCAAAAUGAUCGAGACAAGUGCUCAAUAACACAGCAGAGACAUCAGAGGUUCCGACCAAUGUGGCAUGUUAGAGAACACAUGGCAUUCUUGAUCAGAAAUCUCCAAUUUUACAUUCAGGUGGAUGUGAUAGAGUCUCAAUGGAAUAUUUUACAAUCUCAUAUUCAAGAUUCUCAUGACUUUACAGAACUUGUGGGCUUCCAUCAAGAGUAUCUGUCUGCCUUGAUUUCACAAACUUUCUUGGACAUUGGUUCUGUGUCGAGGAUACUGGAUAGCAUCAUGAAACUUUGCCUGCAAUUUUGCUGGAAUAUCGAGAACCAAGAUAACUGUUCAAAUACUUCUGAACUGGAACAUAUAGCUGAGGAAUUCAACAAGAAAUCAAAUUCGUUGUACACUAUACUGCGCAGCAGCAGGCUUGCUGGAAGUCAACGGGCUCCAUUUUUGAGACGUUUUCUCCUGCGGUUAAAUCUGAAUUCCUUCUUUGAGGCAACUGCAAGAGGGGUGCUGAAUGUUGUGAGGCCACGCCCUACAGUUCCUGUCUUGAAUCAACAGUAAUAUCAUUCCACCACAAAUUCAAUGCUUCACACUUCAAGGGGUGUUUGGCAUGUGACCUUCGGUUGAGUAAAACUCCCCCUCCCCAUCUUGUCUUGUUUGGAGGACUGAGUUUUACUGUUGAGUUGACAAUCAAGUUGCUAUCUAAUGGCCUUUGCUGUUUGACCAUCCUGUAACUGAACUGUCCUUGGAGAAUAUCAGCUUCACAUUCCACUAGGCACUAAUUGCUAUUUGAGAAUGUGGUUCUUAAUCCUAGUUGAUUUAUUUUAUUUUAAACACUGGUCAGUUUUGGAAGGUGGUUCAUGCUUGUGCUUCUUAGGUGGCUGGUGGAUGGCUGUUGCUGUCUUUCCCAAUUUGUUGCCUUUUCUAUAUGUGAGCAGUGAUCGGUGUGUAUAGUGUAAUUGGUUUUCAAUAUUACGAUUUACGAUACUUAAAGUGGUUAGAUUGAUUGUUU
This is a messenger RNA of Gastrolobium bilobum, 2776 nucleotides long. RefSeq names its product gamma-tubulin complex component 4 homolog. Lineage: Eukaryota; Viridiplantae; Streptophyta; Magnoliopsida; Fabales; Fabaceae. Bases 115 to 2325 code for a protein of 736 amino acids. Gene Ontology annotation, biological process: microtubule nucleation; cytoplasmic microtubule organization; meiotic cell cycle. Gene Ontology annotation, molecular function: gamma-tubulin binding; microtubule minus-end binding. The record is from RefSeq and is a predicted model, not a curated record. The transcript has 16 exons. Gene Ontology annotation, cellular component: centrosome; gamma-tubulin complex; equatorial microtubule organizing center.